Eruca vesicaria subsp. sativa (arugula) is the source of this 495-nucleotide messenger RNA. The record is from the annotation of a GenBank genome assembly. Lineage: Eukaryota; Viridiplantae; Streptophyta; Magnoliopsida; Brassicales; Brassicaceae.
AUGUCUACCUUCAGCGGCGAUGAAACUGCUCCUUUCUUCGGCUUCCUCGGCGCUGCUGCCGCACUCGUCUUCUCCUGUAUGGGAGCAGCUUAUGGAACGGCAAAGAGUGGGGUUGGUGUGGCGUCCAUGGGAGUCAUGAGGCCAGAGUUGGUGAUGAAGUCCAUUGUCCCCGUUGUUAUGGCUGGUGUCUUGGGUAUUUACGGUUUGAUUAUUGCUGUUAUCAUCAGUACCGGUAUUAACCCCAAGGCUAAGUCUUACUACCUCUUUGAUGGUUAUGCUCACCUCUCCUCUGGUCUCGCUUGUGGUCUUGCUGGUCUUUCCGCUGGUAUGGCCAUUGGUAUCGUCGGUGACGCCGGUGUCAGGGCAAAUGCUCAGCAGCCUAAGCUCUUUGUUGGGAUGAUUCUUAUCCUUAUUUUCGCUGAAGCGCUUGCUCUUUACGGGCUUAUUGUUGGAAUCAUCCUCUCCUCUAGAGCUGGCCAGUCUAGAGCAGAAUGA